GAGGCAGGGAAGCACUUGGAAGCUGCAAGCAAGGCUUUACUCUGUCAGACGCACAGGCACAGACACUCAGCCGCAGCUCCAGCUGCAGUCCUCCUUGCUCGCUGUGCUGCAGCCUGCUGACGAGGCUAAGCAGCCACACUGCAGACCUCAGGACCCUCCCCAGCUCGGGCGAUCGACCUGGUGUCUUUCCUACUCUCCACGCCAGCCUGGCCUGCUGCCCCAGCCCCUGGCAUCCCGUCAGGCCGACUCUCCGGCUGCUUGGUGCCUGUGCUCGUCUUCUUUCUUACUAUCAACACUAGAUUGGAAGAAAGAGAAAGUUUAACAAAAUGCCGAUCGCACAGUUGAUGGAACUAUGGAAGAAGAUCGAGGUGGAACCCAUGGAGGUAGAGAACGCCGAGGAGGAACUCAGCCUGGACAUAGAGCCCACCCCAGAAGAUGCCACAGAAGAAGGCAAAGGUGACACGGCCCCCUCAGCUGAGGCGCAGCCAGCUUCAUCAUCGUCCGCAGAGGAAGAAGGCAUCGUGAAGGAGAUUGACAUUAGCAACCAUGUGAAGGAAGGCUUUGAGAAGGCAGACCCUUCCCAGUUCGAGCUCCUAAAGGUUUUAGGACAAGGGUCAUAUGGAAAGGUGUUCUUGGUGAGGAAGGUCACGGGAUCGGAUGCUGGGCAGCUCUACGCCAUGAAGGUCCUGAAGAAAGCCACCUUGAAAGUGAGGGACCGGGUCAGAUCCAAGAUGGAGAGAGACAUCCUGGCAGAAGUGAAUCACCCUUUCAUCGUCAAGCUGCAUUACGCCUUUCAGACGGAAGGCAAGCUCUACCUGAUCCUGGACUUCCUGCGGGGAGGGGACCUCUUCACCAGGCUUUCCAAAGAGGUCAUGUUCACUGAGGAGGAUGUGAAGUUCUACCUGGCCGAGUUAGCCUUGGCUCUGGACCACCUCCAUGGCCUGGGGAUCAUCUAUAGGGAUCUGAAGCCAGAGAAUAUCCUCCUGGAUGAAGAGGGACAUAUUAAGAUCACAGAUUUUGGCCUGAGCAAGGAGGCCAUCGACCAUGACAAGAGAGCCUAUUCAUUUUGUGGAACUAUCGAAUACAUGGCGCCCGAGGUGGUGAACCGGCGGGGUCACACGCAGAGUGCUGACUGGUGGUCCUUCGGUGUGCUCAUGUUCGAGAUGCUCACAGGGUCCCUGCCAUUCCAGGGGAAGGACAGGAAGGAAACAAUGGCCCUCAUCCUCAAAGCCAAGCUGGGAAUGCCACAGUUCCUCAGUAUGGAGGCACAGAGCCUGCUGAGGGCCCUUUUCAAGAGGAACCCCUGCAACCGGUUAGGUGCCGGCAUCGAUGGAGUGGAGGAGAUUAAGCGGCACCCUUUCUUUGUCACCAUAGACUGGAAUAAGCUGUACCGCAAGGAGAUCAAGCCGCCCUUCAAGCCAGCAGUGGGCAGGCCUGAGGAUACCUUCCACUUUGACCCCGAGUUUACUGCAAGGACGCCCACAGACUCCCCUGGUGUCCCCCCAAGUGCAAAUGCCCAUCACCUCUUCAGAGGAUUCAGCUUUGUGGCCUCCAGUCUGGUCCAGGAGCCCUCACAGCAGGAUGUGCCCAAGGCCCCCAUUCAUCCGAUUGUGCAGCAGUUACACGGGAACAAUAUCCACUUCACCGAUGGCUACGAGAUCAAGGAGGACAUCGGGGUGGGCUCCUACUCGGUGUGCAAGCGGUGUGUGCACAAAGCCACCGCUGCUGAGUAUGCUGUGAAGAUCAUUGACAAAAGCAAAAGGGAUCCCUCAGAAGAAAUCGAAAUCCUCCUGCGGUAUGGCCAGCACCCCAACAUCAUCACCCUAAAAGAUGUCUAUGAUGAUGGCAAGUAUGUUUACCUGGUGAUGGAGCUCAUGCGAGGCGGGGAGCUGCUGGACCGAAUCCUCCGUCAGCGGUGCUUCUCAGAGCGGGAGGCCAGUGACGUGCUGUACACCAUCGCCAGGACCAUGGACUACCUGCACUCCCAAGGGGUUGUUCAUCGGGACCUGAAACCAAGCAACAUUCUGUACAUGGACGAGUCUGGAAACCCCGAAUCCAUCCGCAUCUGUGACUUCGGGUUUGCCAAGCAGCUGCGAGCGGAGAAUGGGCUGCUCAUGACCCCCUGCUACACAGCGAACUUUGUGGCCCCUGAGGUCCUGAAGCGGCAAGGCUACGAUGCAGCGUGUGAUGUCUGGAGCUUGGGAAUCCUGCUGUACACCAUGCUGGCUGGGUUCACCCCUUUUGCCAAUGGGCCAGACGAUACCCCUGAGGAGAUUCUGGCGAGGAUUGGCAGUGGGAAGUAUGCCCUUUCGGGGGGGAACUGGGACUCCAUAUCUGAUGCGGCAAAGGAUGUUGUGUCCAAGAUGCUCCAUGUGGACCCACAGCAGCGCCUAACAGCGGUUCAAGUGUUGAAACACCCAUGGAUCGUGAACAGAGAGUACCUAUCCCAAAGCCAGCUGAGCAGACAGGAUGUCCAUCUGGUGAAGGGCGCCAUGGCAGCCACCUACUUUGCUCUGAACAGGACCCCACAGGCACCGAGGCUGGAGCCUGUGCUAUCAUCUAGCUUGGCUCAACGCAGAGGCAUGAAGAGACUCACAUCUACCAGGUUGUAGUGGCCGGCCACCUCCAGCAUCAGCCUCCCUGCCGGGCUCACGGAUGCCAGAUCCGGGUCCUGUUCACGGACACUUGAGUGACCCUGAGUCCAGCACAAAGAUGGAUCUGGCCUUGGCUGUCUCUCUGUCUCCUCGGAAGCCCUGGGGAGGGUCCUGCCCAGGAUGUCUGAGCCUUGCUGCGCCGACCUCGCCGCCUGCUCUCCUUUCCUCCUGAGUGAAACCAAAUAAACUUGUCACCUCAUAGCACCCUGCCGGAGCCUGUCUGGGCUCACUCAGGGCUCUUAGUCUUUUCAUGUCAUGGCUUAUGUUCACAGCAGAACACUUUUUACCAUUCUGAUGUCAGUUAAGUGCUCAGCCUCUCACCUAGGUGUUUCCCACUGUUGCUCUUAAGGAUGUUGGUGCAGGGUCCCUGCCAGGAGAUUGCAGGGCCUCCCUGGAAGAGCUGGAGACUCCUGGAUGUUCUGGUGACACCCAUGGCUGUGUGGCAACAUCCAGCUUAAUUGCCUGGUCCUGUCUAAAAUCACCCAAAGAGUGCCCCUCAACAUCCCCUGUUCACGAGUGAGAUGCUGGGUGGCCUCUCCCUGACUCUAUCUCCAGCUUGUCAGGAUGAAAACACCUAACCCAAGAGUCUAGAUGGCCGGGUCUGUCUGAGAGCCUGAUCUGUGGUGGUUGAGAGAGGAGUUCUGGGAAAAUGCCCACUGUACUGCUGCCCCAUCCCACCUCAAGCCCUCUGGCCCCAGGGACACUGGAGAGCAUGGGGCUCUGCCAUUGCCAGGUGUGUUGGCAGUGUUUGCCUGAGGCGGCAUAUUGUACUCACUCUCUGUUUCCUCCCCCAGCCCUUCUUUAGCCUGACUGAGGACAGGAGAGACACCUGAGCCCCGUGACCUCAGAGAGGCGGAAGGUGCCAGGCCAGGCUGUCAACAGGAGUGAUGUCCUUGGGGGAAGCCGUGGUUCUGUGUCUCGUAGCCCUGUGUUCCCAGGGUAUGGUCGGCACAGGGAGCAGCAGUAGUGGCUCCUGUCUGUGCACUCUUCAUGCCGGAUGGAGUGAGACGCUUGCUGCAUGGCGCGCUCCACUCAGCCUGGCCCUGGCAGAGGGGCUUGUGUGUCCUUCAGUCUCUCUGGGGGUGCCAAGGAUAACCCCAUGGUAGGCUCAGGUCAGAGGACACCCCACUGUGGCUCAGAACCUUCCAGGCUGAGGAGCGACCCCUCUGCCCAGUCGGUGUGGGAGGCACCUGUUAGUCAUGGCGAGCUUGCACUUGGAAGACCACAAAUGGGUCAUGGCCUCUUUUCCAACACCUGCCCCCAGUGGGACAUUUGGAACAUAAUUCCUUUGCUCAGUCUAAAUUAUUUCAGACCUCAAAAUGUAAACUUAUUUCACAAGCUUUAAUUACUCCCCUGGCCUCUGUUUUGUUUGAGAGUUAUAAAAUACAAAGAGCGGGAACAGACUGUGUGCCAUUUUCAUGGUGUCUCUAGAGAAGUUCCCGUAUUUCUCGAUGGAAAAAUGCUCUGCCCAAGGCUGAAAUCACAUCCCUGUUAAUAUUUUAGGUCUGAAUCCUUCCAUUUCCUAAUAGAAAUCUAGAGGGAAAGAAUAGUGGGUAGUCUUAGUGACAGAUUCUGUCCUCUUGGAAAUGAGGCGGAGCUCAGCCACCCUCCGAGGGCCUUUCUGGCAUGGAUCCACACGCCAGCUGCAUGCAGCCUUCGGGCUGGGUUUGUUUGCAGCUUCACGUUUACGAGUUUUGGUAAAGAGAACACAGAAGGCAUUGAUGAGGAGGUGACUAUAGCGUGUAACCCACAUGGUCACAUGGUCCCAUCACAUCCUUCUUCAUUAAUGCCAGGUUAUCUGCCUUACACUCAGCCCACUCUCGCCAAAGGGAUGGAGGAGACCGUCACCCCAAACUAUCCUUGAAGUGUCUGUGAAGCAUGUCACGUGUCUGUAGAGGAAGCUGGCUCAGCCCUGCUCUGCUAAGAGUAUAAAUACCUCGAUGUCCCCACCUUCUCCCAGUACAUAUACUUGAAAUCUCCCCUAGAGCCGGCCUGGAGAGCAUGUGGUGGGAUUAUUUUAAUCCCUGUUCUUUAAAGUCUUCAGUGCAACAAGCAGGCGGUUGUGGCAUGUGACCCCAGUGCUCUAGUGUCUACCUUGCCUGUCCUGUGAACCCUUUACCCAACACGAUGAAAGGUCCUCUGCCCGCAGAAGCCCACUGUCAACCACCUGUUUGGGUCAUGGAAACUACAGAAUUUGUCAUGGGAAACCCCAGCCUACGUCACAGGCCUCCCUAACCCUAAAAAUGGUCACUUUUAGGCCAUCCCACUGGCAGCUCCUGUCCGGUUUGGGAUGAGAACAAGAUGAAUGCCCAAUGAAAGGAUGGGGGGCUCGUCAGAUUCUCCACCCUUAAGUCAGUGGCGGGCAAGCCAUGAGCAUCCCUGUCCCCUGUUGGAAUGUGUGUGUUCUUAAACUACCUGUAUGCACUGACCUUUGGAUACUGUUCGGCUUUCUAAGUGAGGAUCGUGUCUGAUAGUAUCUAAUGUUGCAGUAUUGUGUAUUAAACUGUGUUCUUCCCUCAAGAUGCCCCUUGGGAUUUCCCCUGCAUUGUACCGCUUCUCUCAAGCACAGGAGGGACUAUGCCUCGACUCUUCAUUCUCUCUGGCAUGUUUUGUCACCCUCCACCACCUGCAAGACUGUGAGAUGGCUGGAGUGGAAAAGGACUCUAGUCCCUGUGCGGCGGGGACAGGUGGGAGGCGAGGCCAGCCUGGCUCCUCCGUGCAGGUGGGAGGCACGGGUCCACCCUGCUCCUGCCCCACGCUGCGUUGACACGCUCGGCAGCCACGUUUACAGCUCACUCCACGUUCACGCUUCCUGUCUGUGUUUGAGACGGGCGGCCACUGUACAGAUAUUUAUUAAGCUUUCCAGACUUUCCCAGGAGAUUUUUUUGAAUAAACAUGGAUUUUAUGAAGUGUAA
Messenger RNA from Psammomys obesus (fat sand rat), 5569 nucleotides. RefSeq names its product ribosomal protein S6 kinase A2 (gene Rps6ka2). Gene Ontology annotation, molecular function: magnesium ion binding; ribosomal protein S6 kinase activity; ATP binding. The record is from RefSeq and is a predicted model, not a curated record. The transcript is spliced from 23 exons. Gene Ontology annotation, biological process: intracellular signal transduction; protein phosphorylation. Bases 327 to 2612 code for a protein of 761 amino acids. NCBI's taxonomy places the organism in Eukaryota, Metazoa, Chordata, Mammalia, Rodentia, Muridae.